AUGUUAUCAAGGGCUGCUAAGAAGUCUGUGGUCACUGUACUAAGAAGCUCAGCAAGAAGGUCCCUAGUAACGAGGUCCCUUCUGGUUCCAUCUGCUCAAAGAUUUACACUCUGGAAUGAUACUCGCAAUAGGAAUCCUCCAGUGAAUAGUAAUGUAUCUUUCAAGGGUUUUUACCGCUAUAAUUCGACAUUAAAGUCGGUAGAAGUUCCACCUAUGGCAGAAUCACUAACGGAAGGUUCCCUUAAGGAAUAUACAAAGAGUGUGGGUGAUUUCAUAAAUGAAGAUGAUUUAUUGGCAACGAUAGAAACAGAUAAAAUUGAUAUCGAGGUAAAUGCGCCGAUUUCUGGUACUAUAAAAAAGUUAAACUUCAAUCCUGAUGAUACUGUGACUGUAGGUGAUGAAUUGGCGCAAAUAGAACCGGGAGAAACAUCGAAGGAACAAACGACAUCUACUGAAACUAAAUCUCAACCAGAACCUCUAAAAUCAGAGGAAAAGGAUCAAGUUGCUAAAUCAUCGCCAAAGAAAGAAAAUAAACCAUCCGCUGCGGCACCUGAGCCAACCCCAAAGAAAGAGACUAAGCCUUCCGCCACAUCGACUAAGAACGAUGAUGCCUCCUUCACCUCAUUUUCUCGUAAUGAACAUAGAGUAAAAAUGAAUAGAAUGAGGUUGAGAAUAGCUGAAAGGUUGAAAGAGUCUCAAAAUACAGCAGCAUCUUUGACGACAUUCAAUGAAGUUGAUAUGUCAUCGAUUUUAGAAAUGAGAAAAUUAUACAAGGAUGAGAUUAUUAAAAAUAUGGGUAUUAAGUUUGGUUUCAUGGGUCUUUUUUCUAAAGCAUGUGUAUUAGCUUCCAAAAAUAUACCUGCUAUCAAUGCUAUGAUUGAAGAUGAUCAGAUGGUUUAUCGUGACUACAUGGAUAUUUCAGUUGCUGUUGCUACUCCAAAAGGUUUAGUUACACCAGUAGUACGUAAUUGUGAAUCUUUAUCUGUCCUAGAUAUUGAAAACGAAAUUUUAAAAUUGAGCCACAAGGCAAGAGAUAAUAAAUUAACUUUAGAAGAUAUGACUGGUGGUACUUUUACAAUUUCAAACGGUGGUAUCUUUGGUUCACUUUAUGGAACGCCGAUCAUUAACAUGCCUCAAGCUGCUGUGUUAGGGUUACAUGGCAUUAAAGAAAGACCAGUUACUGUCAAUGGACAGAUUGUGUCUAGGCCUAUGAUGUAUUUGGCUUUGACCUACGAUCAUAGAAUAUUGGAUGGGAGAGAAGCUGUUACGUUUUUAAAAACGGUGAAAGAAUUAGUUGAAGAUCCAAGGAAAAUGCUAUUAUUCUGA
Kazachstania africana CBS 2517 is the source of this 1326-nucleotide messenger RNA. It is a transcript of the gene KGD2, whose product is annotated as dihydrolipoyl transsuccinylase. Gene Ontology annotation, cellular component: oxoglutarate dehydrogenase complex. The record is from RefSeq and is a predicted model, not a curated record. Lineage: Eukaryota; Fungi; Ascomycota; Saccharomycetes; Saccharomycetales; Saccharomycetaceae. Gene Ontology annotation, biological process: tricarboxylic acid cycle. Bases 1 to 1326 code for a protein of 441 amino acids. The transcript has a single exon. Gene Ontology annotation, molecular function: dihydrolipoyllysine-residue succinyltransferase activity.